AUGUACAUUAAGCGAUCAUCAGCACCUAGUCAAUCUGGGAAACGACCUUUAUUUCCAGAUAUCGAGAAUCAUUCGCCGAUAACUAAUGUCAAUAAUUCUAAUAAGCCGAAAGAAGAUUCUUCUGUAGCUCUUCACCGAGAGAAAAGAUUAAAAACAUUGAAAUUUAAACCUAUUCUUAUUCCUGAGCGUAAAGCUUUACAGCUGAAUUCAAACGAUUUAUAUCAGACCAUGAGUAAACAAUUGGUACACGUGGUGGUAGAUCCUCUGCUUUGUAACGUUUUAAGACCUCAUCAGAGAGAAGGAGUUAAAUUUAUGUACGAGUGUGUAACAGGAGUGCGAAUUGAAGAUGCCUUUGGAUGCAUAAUGGCCGAUGAAAUGGGUCUAGGAAAAACUCUCCAGUGUAUAACUCUCCUGUGGACUUUAUUGAAACAAGGUCCCGAAGCUAAACCACUGAUUGAAAAAGCAAUAAUUGUAGCACCCAGUUCGCUAGUUAAGAAUUGGUACAAUGAAAUUUUCAAAUGGUUGGGAAACCGAGUUCGACCUCUGGCUAUCGAUGGUGGAAGCAAAAAUGACAUUGAUUCUAAACUUGUAGGAUUUAUGAAAACUUAUGGCAGACGCUGUGUAAAUCCUAUCUUAAUAAUCAGCUACGAAACAUUCCGCCUUCAUUCACACGUUCUCCAUAACGAUGAAGUCGGACUUGUUCUCUGCGAUGAAGGACAUCGAUUAAAAAAUUCCGAAAAUCUAACGUAUCAAUCUUUGAUGGGUCUGAAAGCUAAGCGACGUGUUUUACUCAGUGGAACUCCAAUCCAAAAUGAUUUACUGGAGUACUUUUCACUGGUACACUUUGUAAAUCAAGGCUUGCUUGGCACAGCUCAAGAAUUUAGAAAGAAAUUUGAAAACCCUAUUUUACGUGGUCAAGAUGCCGCUGCUACCGACUCAGAAAGAGCUGUUGCUCAAGAAAGACUUAAUGAAUUAGUUACUAUUGUUAACAAAUGUUUGAUUAGAAGAACAAGUGCCUUGUUAUCUAAAUAUCUACCUAUUAAAUAUGAACUUGUUGUUUGUAUUAAGAUGACUGAGUUACAGACACAGCUUUAUAAAAACUUUAUCAACAGUGAUUCUAUUAAAAGAUCAAUGCAAAAUCAUGAAAGUGAAAAAAAGAAAGGUGGUGGGACACUUUCAGCUCUCUCAGCAAUUACUUUACUGAAGAAAUUGUGCAAUCAUCCUGAUCUUGUCUACGAAAAAAUAAUGGAAAAUUCUGAAGGGUUUGAAGGAGCAUCAAAGUUACUUCCUUCUAACUACAGUACUAAGGAUGUAAUGCCAGAAUUAUCAGGAAAAUUGAUGGUCCUCGAUUGUCUGUUAGCUUCAAUAAAAUCUACGACAUCUGAUAAAAUAGUAUUGGUAUCAAAUUACACUCAAACUCUUGAUCUCUUUGAAAAACUUUCAAAGAAAAGACAAUACCGAUAUGUACGUCUUGACGGUACGAUGACGAUUAAAAAACGAUCAAAGGUAGUUGAUAGUUUUAAUAAUCCCGAAAGCGGAGAUUUCAUUUUCAUGUUAAGUUCCAAAGCUGGAGGUUGCGGGUUGAAUUUAAUUGGAGCUAAUCGAUUGGUUAUGUUUGAUCCUGAUUGGAAUCCUGCUAAUGAUGAUCAAGCUAUGGCACGAGUUUGGCGUGAUGGCCAGAAAAAACCUUGCUUUGUCUACCGGUUUCUGAGUACUGGAACAAUUGAAGAAAAAAUUUUCCAAAGGCAAGCUCAUAAAAAAGCACUGAGUUCAACAGUUGUUGACCAAGAAGAUGAUGUUUGUCGCCACUUUACCCUCAAUGAUCUCCGAGACCUUUUCAAGCUUGAAGAAAAUACUGUUUCCGAUACACAUUCUAAAUUCAAGUGCAAACGAUGUGUGGCUGGUGUUGAAGUAAAAGGACCACCAGAGCAAUCUGAUUGUAAUUCGGACUUAGCUGACUGGCGUCAUGCUCACAAUUCCCGAAAUCUUCCGGAUAUACCGCUAAAACAUUGCUGGUCUAGUGGAGUUUCAUUUGCCUUUCAUCAUCGCUCGACUGAACAAGUUAAAGAGAAAAAAGAAAUUGAAGAAAAGCCUGAAGAAGUUGAAAUGGAUACUGAAGAGGACAGAAAAAAGAAGCAGUUGAAAUACGAGAACAAUGCAGAUGAUGAUCUAGAAGAUGGAGAAAUCCCUUCAGACGAAGAUGAUGAGGUGACCCCGCCCGUUGAAACUAAGGUUGAGCCUCCUAAGCCCCCGUCAAAAUCAGAUUCAUCAAAGGACAAAAGUUCUGAUUCAAAAUCCAGUAAAUCUAGUAAUAAAAAAUCUUCGAAUGGCAGCUCUAGUAGCAACAGUAAAACAGUCGAUAGAUUUAAUAAAUACAAAAGUGUAUCAGAUGAUUGGGCGGGUGAUGUGGAAAAGGCUAUAAAAGCUGUUCUAGGAGAGAAAGAUAAAUUUAAAAAUCAAGAAAAGUCUCAAAGUAAAAGUAGCAGCAACAAUAGUCGUUCUAGAAAUAAAAAAAGAAACCGUGAUGAUAAAGAAGAUGAUCGUCCGAAAGAUCAAAAGAGAAAACGAGUUAGUGAUGACGAAAAUAUCAACGACGAUGAUGACGAAAUGCUUUUUGUUAGAGGAGCGUCACCAGUUCGCCGUGACGUCCGCGACAGCCCUUUACCAUCUCGUCGAUCCCACGACCGAGAUAGCCCGGAAAAUAAUUCUGACCGUGAUUCUGAUGGAAGAGGGAGUCGACACCGAGACCACGACAAGCGAAGUGGCUCAACUGGCCGUGGAUCGAGCCGUCGUACGAAAAAUGACCGCGGAUGCAAUAACAAUAAAAACAACAAAAGUCGCUCUCAAUUGAGAAAUGAACAACGUAGUGGUAGGCGAAACCAGAAUAAUGAUAAUGCUCAAGAUGCUGAUUCUAUUUGUGUGUAUUAUAUGCAAGGUAAAUGUCAUAGAGGUGAUGAUUGUCCCUUUUCUCACAAUGCAUUGCCUCCGCGUAAAAUGGAGCUUUGUAAAUUUUAUAUCAUGGAUUGCUGCGCCAAAAGAGACAAAUGCCUUUAUAUGCACCAUGAUUUCCCUUGUAAAUUUUUCCACACUGGUCUUAAAUGCAUCCAAGGUGACAAUUGUAAAUUUUCCCAUGAACCCUUGAAUGAGCAGGUUAAAAAUAUUCUGUUAAAGCAUUUAGAAACUGCUCCGAAGGAAAUUUUAGGUGAGUUUCCCCGGCUGAGCAGAGAAGGCGCACUAAUGAUGAUCAACAACACAGCGAGAAAUGUAGCGCAAGGUCAGGAUGCUAGCACUCAAAAAAUACCUAGUUUGUUUGAUGUUACUCUUCCAGCUCCAGGAAAUAAUUUGUCGAACAAUGAUAAAGACGAGGAGAAUUUAAAUCACAUGGAUCAGUCUAAUCAGAAAAAAUCUAAUUCACCUAAAGAGCGUAAGCCAGCUGGUAAAAAAACUCGUUGGGGCUCUGAUGAUGACAGAGUUCCAUUAGAACAAAUUAUGCUGCUUCAAUCAGUUAGCCAGCUUGGUAUUCUUCCUAACGUUGCUCUCAGUCUUGCUGUUCAGCAACAGCUUCAACAGCGAAUGCUUCUUCAGCAGUGUUUUGCCAAUAUGGAUUUUUACAAUGACAUUCAAGGCAAUACUCUAGCUGAAUCUGAGGUCAAUAAAUUGAAAAAUAAAAUUGGAUUUGAUAAUGAAAUGAAAGAAAAAAUUCAAGAACAAAUUAAACAAAAUUCUACACAAGAUGUAGAUUUAAGACAAUUUUUAACAAACGGUCCUAAAUCUUCUUCUGCUGGUCAAGAUGAUUCAAAAGAAUCUAAAGCUAAUGAAGAAAGCGAUCAUGAUGAUGAGUCUGACCUUGUUAUUGCCGUGCCAACUGAUGAUGAUAAAAGUAAAGAAAAAAGUGCCGAAAUAAAUGAAUCAAGUGUUAUAAAUUCUUCUAAGUCUUCCUUAAAAGUUGAAAAUCCGAAUAAUAAUCAUGAUAAGGAGAUGCUUCCUAAUUUACCUAAAAAAGCUCAAGAAUUAUUUUUACGAAUUCAGCAACAACAAAGAGCUGCUAAUGAUAGUAUUGGUAAUGUUGAUGAUAAAUGUGAGGUUGAAGAUGCUUCUAAAAAUCAAAUUGAUUGGUAUUCUGAUGAUGAGGAUGGUGGCAAUGAUAAUGAUGAUGAUGAUGAUGAUGAUGAUGAUGAUGAUGAUGACGAUGAUGAUGAAAGUGGUAAUUUACAAAUUGUUAUUAAGGAUAAUUUGAAGGAUGAGAGUGAAAAAAGCGAUUUAGAUACUCCUGUAAAGGAAAAUCCAGAGUCAAUUGGUAUUCCUCAGCCUGCUGUUAUUGUUGAUAAAUUGGGAAAUCUUAGUAAAAUAGAUAUCAGCGCUGAAGUAACUAAGUUACUUUCUUCGAUAAAACCACAAGGAUCUGCGAAAAAAAGUGAGUCUCUACAAACUAAAGAAAGUAAAAAUUUAUCGGAUAAUAGUGAUAAAAUUUCAGUAAAUAAAUCUGAAAAUGGAAGCACUAGUCCUAAAUCUUAUUCAAAUACUACUGGGUCAGUUUCAAGGGAUCCAAGAAUGUCGAGAGAUCCACGACAGAGACGAAAUGAAGAAACAAGGACCAGCAGUCCCAGUCGGAGUGAUUCAAAAAAAGAGUCACAGUCUCUGAGAUUAGAAACGAGUAUUUAUUCAUCUGGAAUUACUGCUUCGGAUGAAUCAAUGGACACUGAUCUUAGAGCAUCGGAUCAACUCUCUGUUUCUCACAAGCAAGAUCUAGAUCUUCGUCAACGUUUUCCUCAGGAUUUCGGUGACACAGAUUUAAGAGUAACUGGCAAUUUUAUAGACUCACAAAGCUCGGAUACAGAUCUUAGGCAAAUAUUGAGCUUGCCAUUCAAGCCGGCUCCGACUCACGUUCCUUGCACGGAAAUAGAGGCCAGUAUUGCCUCGCAUGCUCCAGUGACCUAUAAAGUUUAUGUUGUUGAUAUUCCUCGGCCGAAUUAUUGUGGGUUAAAGUUGACUAAAAAUGAUUCUAUUGUUAAAUACGACCCUCGGCUGCGUAAAAUAUUCAGAUUGUCUCAGUCAGAUAUUAUUGACUCGCCAAUGUCGCCGCCGCCUGUAAAGCCAGACACUCCCAAGUCACCACCGCCGCAAGUGCGGAUGGAUCCAAGGAGGAAAACUCUUGAAGCUAGUAUGCAGUCGAAGACUAUGGGGUCAGGAAUGAUGAACCUGGGUAUGAAUCCGCAGCAGGGCCAGGAUAUCUCCAUGGGAAUGGCUGCUCAAUCUUCAAACAUGGGAAUGCCUAUGGGCCAAAAUUCUAUGAUGAACAACAUUGGAAUGAUGAAUCCUAUGAUGAACAAUUCUGUUUCGCAGCAAAAUAUGCCACCUAUUGGGAUAGGUGGCAUGAAUAAUAUGCAAUUGGGGCCUAAUAAUCCCCCAAUAGUUCCUAAUCAAAUGGGAUUUGAUCCGAGGUAUCAGGCUCAUAGAAAUGGAGGUCCUGGGUUACUUGGACCGGCUCCGGUUAUGGGAUUUAAUGAUCCUCGUGAGGGACCUAAUUAUGAUGGGCCGGCUUAUCCUGCGGGAAAUUUUGGAAACUUUGGACCCAAUCCCAUGGGCGAUCAACCUAUGAUGGGCUACGGUCCCAAUGGACCUAAUAAUAUGAAUUUUGGAAAUAAUGCGCAAGGCGACUGGGGGAAUAAUCAGAAUUCUAUGCGACGAGGGGGAAGAGCUAGAAGAAGAAAUAGAAAUCGAACAAAUGUCGGAUCAAGAAAUAAUAGAUCACCUCCUUAA
Molecule: messenger RNA, 5760 nt
Organism: Cotesia congregata
Lineage: Eukaryota; Metazoa; Arthropoda; Insecta; Hymenoptera; Braconidae
Source: the annotation of a GenBank genome assembly